CGCUUAAGGUUGCGUGGGUCCUGACCAUUCUCAGUGGUUCAGCCUAGUGGGGUACUUCCCUACUUGGUUGAAGCCCCUGGCUAGGCCAUCUGCCCGUUUAGCCGAUUGUAUUGGCCAUGUCCUUGACCCAAAACCAUAACAACUGUCCUGCAGGUCAAAUCGCCCCCUGAAGGAGGGACCCGUACUGUUUGUUCAUCCUGGGUGGCCAGAACCGCCUAUUUGUGUGCCUGUGACUCGGUCAACGUCUUUACCAUGGACGAAUCCUCGGGGGCGAGUAUGGUGGUGGGCGUAACCCGCCCAGCCAUGGGAGGCGUGACUGGGGUAGGCCUGGGCGGUGCUCCCCGAUCCGGAUGUGGCAGUGACUUAUCAUGGUUGUUGGACCUCUUGCGCUCGGUUCAGUUGGAACAGUUCUUUGUACGAAUCCGGGACCACCUUCAAGUCUCGAGAUUGGAACACUUUGAAUUCGUGCAAGCUGAGGACUUGGAGAAGAUCGGAAUGGCCCGCCCGGCGGCUCGAAGAUUAAUGGAUCUGAUCAAGCGCCGAAGACGAAAGAUGAUGGUGGGUCGCUUUCUCCCGGGACCAUUACAGCAACGCUUUGGCACCUUGAAACGCAGUCCGAAAGCGGCUUUUCCCGACCCAUUGGAGGCUCAGCCCGGCUCAGCUGUGUCCUUGACGUGCCUCAUUCAAGAUAAAGAUAUAACCUUGCAAGGAAAACUCGGAGACGGAUCAUUCGGCGUGGUUCGUCGGGGCGAAUGGGCCACGCCUUCGGGUCGCAUCCUGCCCAUCGCCGCCAAAGUAUUAAAGCAAGAUACAUUGUCACAACCGGGUGUGUUUGCUGAUUUCGUGAAGGAAGUCCAAUCCAUGCACUGUCUGGAUCACGAAAAUCUAAUACGUCUUUACGGCAUCGUGUUAACCCAACCCAUGAUGAUGAUCGUGGAACUGGCCCCGUUAGGAUCCCUGAUUGACUUUUUACACAAGCAAUGCGGGCACGUGCCUCUUACCACAAUCUGGGACUUUGCCAUUCAAAUUGCUCGUGGCAUGGCUUAUCUCGAGUCUAAGCGAUUCAUUCAUCGAGAUUUGGCCUGUCGUAAUGUCCUCUUGGCUUCGAUCGAUCGAUUGAAGAUUGGCGACUUUGGUCUGAUGCGAGCCUUACCCCAAGAAGACGACUGUUAUGUUAUGACGGAGCGGAAGAAGGUCCCGUUUCCUUGGUGUGCCCCGGAGAGCUUGAAAUCACGUCAAUUCUCGCAUGCUUCUGACACUUGGAUGUUUGGCGUGACACUCUGGGAAAUGUUCUCAUUUGGCGAAGAGCCUUGGAUAGGUUUGAAUGGAUCGCAAAUAUUGCGGAAAAUUGACCGUGAAGGUGAGCGUCUCCACCAGCCCGAUGGUUGUCCCAACGACAUUUACGAAAUCCUCGUACAAUGCUGGGCGAAAUCCCCCACCGAUCGACCUACAUUUGAAGCGUUGAAAGAUUUUCUGACCGAAACAGCGCCUUCGGUAAUGAAGGCAACUCACGAUUUUGAGGAAGAUGGGCGCUUACAAGUCGCCGUGGGUGAUACCAUAGUUAUUAUUGAAGGGCGUCCUGACCAUGCGCUUUGGCGUGGACAAAAUCAACGCACUUUCGAUAUUGGUAAUUUCCCCCGGGCUAUUGUUCAGAAUGUGGCUGGUAAAAAAGCAAAGCAUAUUAGUAAGCCUUUGAAGAGCUCGUUUGUCCACGCUGCCCAUGGUUCGAGAAGCAAUGGUCGAUCCUGGGGUAAUCCACAUAAUAUUGAUCACUCGUUGGCUCCCCGUCAGCCCGAAGAAAUGCUCACCAGUCCAACCUCGCCCAAUCAUCGACUCACUACCCGACAAAUGAGACUUCGAGCUCCGACCCAUCCCGCGAUUGAUGAGCCGAAAUCCAACACCCUUCGACCGGCUCCCAAAGUGCCCAUGCCCACAAGUGAGCCCUCACCCGUGCCUUCUCAAACCAACCAUGUGAAAGAAGAAUCUCUCAUCGACCUUAGCACAGAUGAAAGAAGCUAUAUGAGGUCUUCUCAGCCUGAACCUGAGGCGUUCAAAACUCAAUCUAGAGUUCUCACCGAAAGAUCUUAUGUGAACAAUACUCUGAGCCAACCAGAAUGGAAUGGAAACGUAUGUCAGAACCGCGAUAAUGCCUUUAAUAGCAAUCAUUAUCAUUCUCGGGAAUUGUCAGAACUAUCCUUAUUGGAUCAUCCGAAUAGUAAUUCGUCAGGAGACGCCAUCAACUCGAGCAAUGAGACUCGAACCUAUGCUAAUUGUCCCUCUAACUCAGCUCCUCGUUAUACUGAAUUUAGGACCUCUUGGCCCUCCAACACUCGAUCUGUGCCUCGGAGUGACCACUUGGAAGUUCAUUCCAAUCCAAGGAAUGACGAUUCGUUUAGUUCUUUACCUCCUGGAGAGACUUACCAUAUGCCACCUGUUGAGAGUGAGGAAGACCAGGAGGAAGCCGAUCCUUUUGAUACAUCUGGUGUUAAUUUGCAGAAAGUGUCGGAAAAUUCGUUCCAAAGUGCUCGUUCCAGUACACCCAAGAGAGAAAAUAUUCCAGCCCAUCAUGUUCAAGUGUCGUCCAUGAUUUCUCGUCUAAUGGCGUCGGAGGAACACUCGCAGCACCUUCGAACCAAUUCGACCCUAUCUGCAGAUGAUAUGGCACCGUUGACAUCACCAUUCUCACCACCGGCAUUUAAUCCGUCUGAUAUUAUCUUGGGCAGUAAUGAGGCCAUUGCUGGCUUGGAAUCUCCUGCUCAUUUUACACAAAGAAACACCAAAUCAUCAGAUCAAAGGAACGAGAUAAAUGCAUUCAAUUGGCUUGAAAACACUCUCAACGAUUUCAAGUUGAGUGGCAAGGCAGAGAGCAAAGACGUGUUCCAAUUUCCUCAAGUUUCCAGCAAUAAUUUAAUGAGUGCCUCGGGCUUUUCGGUCUCAACGAGCAGGCCAACGGAGCAAGAACAGACAUCCCAAACUCAUUUGAAUUCAUCUUUUAACCAAUUGCUUCCCCCAGAGGCUUCCCAUGACCAGCCCCCAAAAGUGUAUGACUCCAUUCCUUUACCAGAGCAGGCGUCAAAUUUCCCAGAGAACAAAACUAAAUGGGCUAACACGCUUCCUAGGCCCCGAAACAGUGCCAGUCCAGUACGAUUUGAUCGAGUCCCAAUCCAACCAUCCAUCCCACCGUUAGAGCCAUUACAACCGCAGAAAAUGCCGUUGAGGCAACUGACGAAAGAAACUUCACCACAACCAUGGUUACACGGAUACGACUCGAAUCGGACGGCUGUACUUAACAAGGAGUUCUUAGCCGAGUUGGAGAAAGACUUGGGAAAGACUGAUCAAACCAGUAAUCUACUUAAACCCUCACUGGUGGCUCUUCCCCCUCCCCCAUCAACCCCAUCGGUAGGAACACAUUCUAAUCAAGUUCGAGCCAGGCCUAUCCCAAGACAGAUCUCGGCGUCCAUGACUUCGCUCAAUGGCAAUCUCCUAGCUUCCUCUCCCUCGCCUAAUCCUUCCAAUUCAUGGAAAGCAUCUGGGGCAAGUGCCAAUCCAACCGUGGCGGUCAGCACCAACCUCAGAGUGGCUUUGCCGGAUGAACCCAUUUAUGGCGGCCCUCAAACGGCUCACGUGAAACCCUUCGUCAGCCCCGUGGGGAUGCAUAACCAAAUGGCAAAUUACGGAGGUGCUCCGGGUAUGGGUGACAUGGCUUCGGCUGCUGCCCGCGAAACCUGGAGACACAUCACAACCACUCAUGCGGCACGUGCCCAACAAUCGUACCAACCCUUGCAAGAGGAAAUGGCAACACCUGAAAUGGAAAUUUCGCCAUUUCCAAGGAGCCACUCCCACACUGUUAUUCCACCCUCAAGCACAUCUCGUCCCGUGAACCAUACGGAGAUCAACAAGAUUGCCCAGGUAGGAAAGAUGGUUCCUGGUGUUAGUGCGAGUCAAUGUCGCUCGGCUCUGGAGUCAGUGAAUUGGGACACGGGCAUUGCCAUCAAGAACCUGAAGAUUGACAAACUGUAUCGAAUUGGAGUGGCGGACAAAUCCAAAUGCGAGAAAAUGUUGACUUCGGUGAAUUGGGAUUUAGAGAGAGCUGCUGCACUCCUUCUUGAAGAUUAGCAUGCUUGGGACACCCCACCGAAACAUUACUUGAUAAUCCUUGGCGUGGAAUAUGCAGACAAAGGCUACCGCAUGGAUAAUCCGUACAAAACUAAUCCAGAGGUUUGUUUUCAAUGUAGCACUGGUAGGAUUCGGGCAGAACAUUGCAUUUUCACUUUAAAUCGUACCAAAUGUUUAAGAUGCCCCCAAUUCAGAUAUUGUACAUGAUCUAAUGCAUCGAUGCCAAUACAGUCACAAUAGUCGAAAAUCCCAA
Messenger RNA from Tigriopus californicus, 4369 nucleotides. RefSeq names its product activated Cdc42 kinase Ack-like (gene Ack). Lineage: Eukaryota; Metazoa; Arthropoda; Copepoda; Harpacticoida; Harpacticidae. Gene Ontology annotation, molecular function: protein tyrosine kinase activity; protein binding; ATP binding. Gene Ontology annotation, biological process: protein phosphorylation. The record is from RefSeq and is a predicted model, not a curated record. The coding region runs from base 253 to 4116 and encodes 1287 amino acids. The transcript is spliced from 4 exons.